AUGAAUCAGUAUCACCAUUUCUUUCUUCAUCGAAAAGCUUCCAAAUUUCUUCAUCACAGUUUCACUAUUUUCCGUUCAAUGGGCGGCGGUCCCCGUACUUUCCCCGGCGGUCUCAACAAAUGGCAAUGGAAGCGCCUCCACGAGAAGAAAGCUCGCGACAAGGAAAACCGACUCCUUGAUCAAGAGAAGCAGCUUUAUCAGGCUCGAAUCCGAUCUCAAAUCCGAGCUAAACUCACUUCUUCUGGUGAACAAUCGAAUUUGAGCAAUGAACAACAGCCUAACUAUAGCCCUGUUUCACCACAAGACCAUAUUAGAGGUCUAGCUGAUCGGUUCAUGAAGGAAGGUGCUGAGGAUUUGUGGAAUGAAGAUGACGGACCGGUUAAUAUUCCGCAGAUAAAUCAACAAAGCCAAGGUAUUAGUGAGUCUAUUGAUUUGCGGAAAUUGAGAGAUACUAAGUUUAGUGAUGUUCCUCGAAGUUACAGUUUUCAGCAAGCUAGACAUUUUUGUACGAAUGUUAGGGAUGUUUUUGCGGAAAAUUGUAGGACUAGAAAUCCAGCUUGUUCGGAUAGUUGGUCAAGACAAAACAAAUUUUUAAUGUUUGGAUGGAGGUUGGGUAAUACUGAGAAUAGAAAUGCGAAUAAUUUGAAUGGAUUUUUGAAUUUUAGAUGCUAUUCUGUAGAUAGAAUGAAUGGGAAUAGGUUGAGGAAAUUGGAUUUUACUAGAAAUGAGAGUUCGGAAAGUGAGGAUAAGUCGAGAUCAGUGGGAUUGGUGGUGAAGGGUGAUGAGCGAAAAACAAAAUGGCCAAGGUUUCGACCGAAAGCUGAGGAGUCAACUGAUGAAGACGAUGAUGAAGAUACUGAGGUGGAUGAGGAUGAGGAGGAAAGACGUAGAAGAGGGAGUGUAAAGAUGAUGAGUAGUGCUGCUCUAGGAAAAUAUGAUAUGAAGACAAAGAAGAGAGUUCCAUUGAAGUUUGUGGAAGAUGAAGAUGAUUUAUCACUGCAUGUCGCGGCGAUAAGGAAGGAGGUUAAAGGGCGGAGUAUGCAGAAAAUUGAAACCGAAGAAGACGAGAAGGAAACGAUACUUAGCUCUAAAAGGUUUGAUGAAUAUGAUGUAUCUCCUUUGACAGUCAAGGCCCUUACUGCAGCAGGUUAUGUGCAAAUGACUAAAGUGCAAGAGGCAACACUUUCUGCUUGUCUUGAGGGAAAGGAUGCUUUAGUUAAAGCAAGGACAGGCACAGGCAAAAGUGCUGCGUUUUUGCUUCCAGCCAUUGAAACAGUUCUGAAGGCCUCACGUAAAAAGAGUGCCCAAAGGGUCCCGCCAAUAGAUGUACUUAUUCUCUGUCCCACGCGAGAACUUGCUAGUCAGAUAGCUGCUGAAGCUAAUGUGUUGUUAAAGUACCAUGAAGGCAUUGGUGUGCAGACACUAGUUGGAGGGACACGGUUCAAAGAAGAUCAGAAACGCCUAGAGUGUGAUCCAUGCCAGAUUAUAGUUGCAACACCUGGUAGAUUAUUAGAUCACAUUGAGAACAAGUCUGGCUUCUCUACACGAAUAAUGGGAUUGAAGAUGUUAAUACUUGAUGAAGCUGACCACUUACUGGACCUUGGGUUCCGGAAAGACAUCGAGAAACUUGUUGAUUGCUUGCCUCGACGAAGGCAGUCCCUACUCUUUUCAGCUACUGUCCCGAAGGAGGUCCGUCGCAUAUCUCAACUUGUUCUGAAAAGAGAAUAUGACUAUGUUGAUACAGUGGGGCUUGGACUGGAAACGAAUCCAAAGGUUAAGCAAUUUUAUCUAGUUGCACCGCAUGAACAACAUUUUCAACUUGUGCACCAUCUUUUGGCAAGCCAUAUCUCAGAAGUGCCUGAUUACAAGGUCAUUGUUUUUUGUACAACAGCUAUGAUGACAUCCCUCAUGUUUUCCCUUUUCCGCGAGAUGAAAAUGAAUGUGAGAGAGAUCCAUUCCAGAAAACCUCAACUUUAUCGUACUCGAAUCUCUGAUGAAUUCAAGGAAACAAAACGUGUAAUUCUUAUUACCUCUGAUGUGUCAGCUCGAGGGAUGAAUUAUCCUGAUGUUACACUUGUUAUUCAGGUUGGUCUUCCUGUUGAUCGAGAGCAGUAUAUACACCGGCUUGGAAGAACUGGGCGAGAAGGCAAAGAAGGAGAAGGUAUCCUGUUGCUUGCGCCUUGGGAACAAUAUUUCUUGGAUGACAUAAAAGACCUCCCCAUGGAAAACUGGCCAGUUCCACAUCUUGAUCCUCGUGUUAAAGUCAAGAUGGAAGAAGCAAUGGAAAAGAUGGAUACUAGUGUCAAAGAAGCAGCUUAUCACGCUUGGCUUGGUUAUUACAACUCUGUCAGGGAAAUAGGCAGAGAUAAGACGACACUUGUCGAGUUAGCUAACCACUUUAGCGAGUCUAUUGGUUUGCAAAAGCCUCCUUCACUAUUCCGUAGAACAGCUCUAAAGAUGGGAUUGAAAGAUAUUCCUGGCAUCCGGAUACGAAAGUAGCUCAGGGUUUUUUGUCUUACGUUAAAAG
Solanum verrucosum is the source of this 2527-nucleotide messenger RNA. Its product is annotated as probable DEAD-box ATP-dependent RNA helicase 48. NCBI's taxonomy places the organism in Eukaryota, Viridiplantae, Streptophyta, Magnoliopsida, Solanales, Solanaceae. The record is from RefSeq and is a predicted model, not a curated record. Gene Ontology annotation, molecular function: ATP binding; RNA helicase activity; nucleic acid binding. Bases 1 to 2499 code for a protein of 832 amino acids. The transcript has 10 exons.